This is a messenger RNA of Armigeres subalbatus, 2231 nucleotides long. RefSeq lists its product as uncharacterized. The record is from RefSeq and is a predicted model, not a curated record. Lineage: Eukaryota; Metazoa; Arthropoda; Insecta; Diptera; Culicidae. The transcript is spliced from 7 exons. Bases 273 to 1058 code for a protein of 261 amino acids.
GCCAUUUGCAAUUGAUAGCUCGUGAUGUAUGAAGUGAAAAAAGUGCAAGUUUAAUUAAAAUGGUAAAAUAUGGACGUUAGAGUAGUCGAUCAAAACUUUCAGUACCUAAUUCGUGUGGCUACAACUAUAAACCUCCCGCAUAAUGUGGUUGUAGCAUUAAUGGAUCAACAGCUUCCCGCGGAAUCGUUCGGUUCCCUUUCCGUGGAAGAGUGGAGGUGGGUUCUAGAUGGGUCCACGAUAGACGCCACUUCCGUACAUCAAGCUAUAUCGAAAUGGAAACGGCAAAUGGGGAACGGUUCGCCACUUCAUCUCAUAGCUCCUAUUUCCAUCCCAUCAAAAACAAAGAAAUGGAAAGGAAUUUGGGGAUUGGCGAAAAACAACCGUGCAUUCCUGCAUUGGAAGCGUCAUGUGUACUGAUGCAAGUACACAAAACACAGCCAGCUGAUGGAAUAAUACGUACGGCAAAAGCUUGUCGCGAUCAGAAAACUUAUGAAGAUCCUCCGGGGGUGAUCGAACCGCGAACAUUUGUGACUAGUGCGAAGAAAUGUACAGAUCAAGCGGAGUUUUCCGGUGGAGCAUCGGAUAGCUGUUCAACAGAACGCGACCCGGGAGAGGAUCAGCAAUCAUUGGCGGAAGCAAAUUCGUUAGAACGAUCUCCAUCAUCCUCGAAGAUUCUUCUAAAAAAAUCCGUUCCGUGCGAAAGAAGCAGACCUGUAGAACAGAGCCUACGGCAAACCGGAGGCCGACCUGAGCAGCCGCCGGGGGAUUGUCUUCUUCCCGAGAUCGGAUCAUCCGUUACAUUUGCACGUACACCUGUAUUAGAGGGAUCGCAGCCUAUGCCACCGAAUGAAACGGAAUUUUCUGUAGGUGUAUUGUCCAAAUCGAGUGCACCUGAUGUAUGCUACAUUCGCCAACAUAUCAGAACAGACCCGUCUUACGAAAACUCAACACGAAGUGCAUUGUUCAAUCUGACUGAAUGCAUGGCAUCCAGCAUUACUAGAUGUGAGAGGUCUUUACUAGCACCUGCCAAAUUUGCUGGAGAAACCCGUAUCGUUUAAAAGUGUCGAUCUCGGAACGUGUAGUGCUGUGAGCAACCCGCAUCAUCAGAGUAGUUUGCCUCGUCAGGCACAACCUACACUUGAACUGUCGCUUAAGGAGACCAGCUGUGCAGUGACACAUAUUACUACUCCCGGAAAAUUUCUACCUCAACCUGCGUGCUUGCCAAAUGCAACCGUUCUUUUUGAGGAUGUUCCGCAUAAUGCAAGUGGAUUUAAUCGACAAAACAAUCUAUCUGUUGAGCAACAAUCAGAAACGAAUGCGACCGCAGCUUCAAAUGAGCUGCCUACCGGUGCGGCUGUUCCACCAACCGGAGCAACUGAGCUGUUUGAUUUUUCUGGAGGUACACCCAGUUCAUCACGAUGCGCGACAGUGACCCACAUUCCUACACCUGAUUGCUCGCCGAAAAAGUCUGAAGCAUACGACGGCAUCGAUACAAGUGCACCUAUGAGGAAAACAAUCCAACUGAAUACGAUUGUCCGACAGGUUGAAGUUAUACCUGAGUUAUUGCCGAAAAAUCCCACAAUAUUCGGUAGUGUAUCGUCGGAAUCGAUUGCUACCGUGGAGAACAAAAAUGACAAUAAGCAUAUCGGAACUCAGUCAUCUACAAAAGGCAUAGAUUAUCAGCAUCCAUCAACGUCCAAGAAGCAACAUGGUACAGCAAAAAUAGAAAGCUUGUCCGCAUCAAAUAAAGUGACAGUACUUUCCAGCGAAAAAUCCCAAGUUGAUCAGCAUGUCAACCAUGUGCGUGAGGAUGCAGUAGUACCAGAAAAGAAAAAUUCAUUAUCAUCGGGGGUGGAAGAAGAUGACACAGUGGUCGGUGAGUUGAAAAAUGUUGCGCCAAGUAUUUUUUUCACACCGAAUGGGCUCACGGAACUUCUAAAGCAAACAGACAUCGGCAAACGUUUACUAGAAAAUUCCAAAAACAUCUUGUCCACUGACAGUAAAAAAGAGCUCGCUUCCAUCAUUGCUGCCUACCACCUCGAUAGUUCCCGGAGUCACCCAGAUUCCAACAAACGGAAGCUUUCAAAGUUUAUGCUGGAGAAUUAUGUCAAUUGCAUAAAACUACGCUUCCCCAAAGAAUCAGCUGACAUGGUAAGAAGUUGUAAUGUUAAAUGUAUAAAGCUCAUAAAUAUCUCAACCAUAUUUGUCGGGGUUCUGCCAAAUCGAAAUAA